AUGACAAAUUGUUGUACUGAGGAAUCCACAAUGAUGCACAUGACUUUUUACCAAAAUUACAAUGCAUUAAUAUUAUUUGAUCAAUGGAAAACAUACAAUUUAGCUACAUACUUGCUAUCGUGCCUAGUAAUAAUUCUAAUUGGAUUCUUAGCAGUCUAUGUUUCUGUGGUUAAAGAGGAAAUUGAGUCUAGACAAAGAUGCUUAGGUAAGAGGAUUUAUAUACUAAGAGUAUUUAUGGCUUUUAUUUCUUAUUUCUUCCACUAUAUAUUAAUGCUAAUAGCAAUGACAUUUAAUUUCGGAUUAUUUUUAUCUGUACUAAUUGGUUUGUCUAUUGGACAUGGACUACUUAGUGAUAAAUUACGUAAUUUACAAUGUAAUGGAGAUUUAUGUAUUUGUUAA
Molecule: messenger RNA, 399 nt
Organism: Cryptosporidium muris RN66
Lineage: Eukaryota; Apicomplexa; Conoidasida; Eucoccidiorida; Cryptosporidiidae
Exons: 1
Coding region: 1-399 (132 amino acids)
Biological process (GO): intracellular copper ion homeostasis; copper ion transmembrane transport
Cellular component (GO): plasma membrane
Molecular function (GO): copper ion transmembrane transporter activity
Source: RefSeq, a predicted model, not a curated record